AUGUAAACUCUAACAUUGUAUUUUUUAUACGUAUCCUUUUUCGUAUCAAAUUUUUAAACCUUGGUUAAAGGAUGUACACAUAACUUUAGUAUGAACAUGUUUUAUUUCAAGUGGGCGUGCCUCGUAGCAUUUGGCUUACAUCAAGGUAAUGCUUCCAGUACGGUAAUAUAUCCAGAAAUUGCAGACGAAAAAUUGAACAGUAAUGUGACUUUUAGAUGUACACAUAGUGGUCAAGGAUUUAGAAUUCGUUGGAAGACAAACAGCUGGGAUAGCAUAUGUUCAUUUGAAUUGAAUCAGUGUCCUUCAUCGACGUUAUUUACAGACAAAGGGUAUAACUGCACAUGCGAAAAAGACGGAUUAAAUGGAACAAACGCUGUUCUGCAUAUAUCAAACAUAACAGCGGCCUAUCACAACACAUCUUGGACAUGUGAAGUGAUAUAUAUGCACUAUACUGAGAGAGUAAGCGCAUCGUUGUUAGUUAAAGUACCUGUUGUGAAAAUAAAUAUGACUCCAUCUGUAGACGUUAUGACAGUUAUCGAACAUUCUAAAAUCCAGCUGAAUUGUACCACAUCAUUUUCGCGCCCGAUUCCCAAGGUUAAUUGGAUUAUUGCACAGACUGAUGGUGAAGGAAUCAUUAACAUCCCAGAAAAUGAUGUAGACUUCAACAACGAAAAUGGCUUUACGUCUGUCACAAGCAUGUUUGAUUACUUACCAAAUAGAACAGUAAAUGGGUGGAAAGUGUACUGCACUGUGUCCAUAACUGAAAUACAAUUACAAGAAAUCCGAUCUUCUCACGUUUUACUUAAUGUCACAUAUCCGCCAUGGAUCGACCCAAUAGAGGACAGUUUUGUCGCUGAAGGAUCUGCAUUUAAUUUUACAUGUCCAGUUCAUCACGGAAAUCCAGAUAAUACAUUUGUGGGUUGGACAAGGGAUGGUGACAAUAGAAACUGGACAUCACAAAAUGCAUUUAUAAAUAACAUCACAAAGUAUGAUGAUAUGAAUUACAACUGCACAGCGUAUAAUAUCAUGUCAUCAUCUAAUGACAACUACACAGUGCAAGGGAUAACAAUUCAAAUAUUCCAUCUGAAUGUCGAGUACAAAGCGGAUGUUUACGACUUUUACGUUGAUGGAUAUCUCUCGGACAAGAACAUAACAGUCAAAGAAGGUGACAAUGUCACAUUUCUUUGUUAUGUUGAUAGUAAACCUUUAUCUAAUACAACUAUAACAAUACGACACAAACAGGAAGAAUACAUGACAAUAGGAAAAGCCAACAUUAGCUACACUCGUUGGUAUGUUAACUGUUUUGAUGCAGGAGAAUAUGUGUGUAGUGUGAGGAACAAACACAAUAUUGAGGAAAGAUCAUCACAGAUACUGUACAUUGAAGUCAUAUGUUCUCCGAUGUCAAAUCCAUUGGAACCAGUAGCUUACAAUAUAACGACUCGAGGAAAUGAUCCAGCAGUCUUCAGUUAUUCAUGCUUAGCAUACCCAUUACCAACAAUUGUGGUUUGGAGGAAAUUUAACGGCUCAGAUUCGACAUCACUCACUACCGACAGCGACAUUAAAAUCACACAAUUAGACUUAAAUUUUAGUUUGACAAUAAAGAAUGUCUUGAGGACUGAUAUUGGUCUGUAUAAAUUGACGAUUGGAAACAAAGUCGGUUCGAUUGAGCAGAUCUUUACACUUGAAAUAGAAGAUAAACCAGAUCCUCCGUCAGGAUUCCAUGCUAUUGCAGAAUUGAUAACUGAAUCGACUAUCGCAGUUCAGUGGCUCCCUUCAUUUAACGGCGGAAGACCCCAACACUUCGUAUUAAAUUACUCAAAAAGUGGACUUGAUUGGAUAAUGAGGGUUGUUCCAAGUAGCGGAGAUGCUCUUUAUAAUCUAACACUGAAGGGUCUCUCUGGUGGAACAUUUUAUCGGCUGUUGCUUUACUCAGAAAACGUAAUUGGGAGAUCUAAACUGUCCGACGUUCUCUAUAUUCAGACAAAAUUGUCACCCGUAAAAGAGAGCGACUUUAGUGUAGUAGGGAUUGCAAUUGGAAGUGGAAUUGGCGUGGGGUUUUCUUCUCUUGGAUUUCUUGCUGGCGUAUGGAUAUUUAAAAAGAGAUCGAAGCGAAACAAGAAUACGGGAGUUUCCUAUGUAAACAUGAAAAACGAGAAAAGAAAACAACAAAAAGAGGAAGACAAUGUUUAUGAUCAGAUAGAUGUGUAUAACAAGGACCAAAUAAACAAAGAAACAUGCAAGAUAGUUACAGGAGAUGACAACGACCAUGCUAUAUAUUAUCAGAAACUAAAACCAACUGAUUUGGACAAGAAUCAGUACAAUCAAUUGCCUAGUAUGACUGAAGAUAUUCCAGAUUCCGAUGAAGCACAUGCAUCGUCAAUGGAAGGGAAUGCAAUACUUGAAAUUUGCGAAUCAACUUACAUAAAUCUUAUUUAAAUGAAAUACACGUUAAACGUUCAGUAUGUGGCAUUUAUCUAAGGUAUAAUAUAUGGACCUCUAAGGAUAAGUGAUUAUUAUCUCCGGAAAGCAGACUCCAAAUGAAUGUAAAAAUUGAAAACUUUUGAGAUGACAACAAGAAUGAGUAUUGUACGUUGUCUUUUUUAUAUGAAUAGAAAAACAGUGAAAUUAUAUGUAAAGGUUGGAGAUAUUUAUAGUUUUAAUGUAUCUUUCGUAAUAAAGUCUUCAUUUUAAAUAAUAUCGACAAAGUUGGUUUAAACUUAAAAGUAAAAAAAAAAUGUAUAUUUUUUUCUUUUCUGUUUUUUUUUUACUUUCGAAAAGAUUUGGGAUAGAAAUUGCGUAAGGAAUUCCUUUUACUUCGAAAACUUGAUGUUAGAUUAAUGUUGAACUUAAUGUAAUGGUAGCAACAAUACGUUUAAUAGUAUAGCAUGUGACCAAAGUAAUUAAUUUCACAAGAAAAUUUGAUUAUAGCGUGACAAAGUCUUUAAUAAUUAACUAAGAUAUAAAAUGUAAAAAGUUAUUAAAAAACGAAAUAUCAAAGGUUGUUUGUAGAUAUAUCUAAACCUUUAAAUGAUCAACUGCACAAUUGAACGCUAUACUUCCAUUUGUGCAAUGAACUAUUGAUGAUUGAUAAAACCCUAAAUAUAUACAGGUUUAAUUACUUGAAGAUUUCAAUUGGACUUUUUUAUCUUUAUUUAAAAACAGAAAAAAACAUUGUCAUUUUCAGAAUAUGAUAUUAACGAUUUAAAGGCAAUUUCUUUCCUUUACAUUUAUA
This is a messenger RNA of Ruditapes philippinarum (Manila clam), 3232 nucleotides long. Its product is annotated as synaptogenesis protein syg-2-like. The record is from RefSeq and is a predicted model, not a curated record. Gene Ontology annotation, biological process: cell-cell adhesion. NCBI's taxonomy places the organism in Eukaryota, Metazoa, Mollusca, Bivalvia, Venerida, Veneridae. Gene Ontology annotation, molecular function: cell adhesion molecule binding. The coding region runs from base 91 to 2436 and encodes 781 amino acids. Gene Ontology annotation, cellular component: cell-cell junction. The transcript has 11 exons.